CAUAGCUCAGCUCCAUACCUCUCUCAUAAAUUGAUGAGCAUCUUUCUUCACCACCGCUGGGAUAUUAGUAUUAUUCGCUGGACAUUCAUAUUUUUUUUCUUCUUAUUGCUGGCAUACAAGUUCAGGAACACACGCUGUUAUUGGAAAAACAUCGUUGGCCUUGACUUUUGAUAGAGACUCUAUAACAGUUGCAAGGCUACGAAAAUGUUUUUAUUUAUUCAUGCCGUCUUUCAUUCGGCAUGAAUGAUUUUAUGCUCCGGUUCUCUCCUGGAUUUCAAUGUGUUUUAUGUAGAACGCUUCAAACGGGCUCAUAUUGUGGACUUAUAUCUAUGGAAUAUUCAUUUAGCGUUUCUGACAUACCUGCAUUUGUGAGGAGAUUAUAACAAGAGUAAACUUGGUGCUUACGUCACCGGCAUCAUCAUUAGAGAAUUGCAACUAAUUUAGUUUGCUUUUUAGAAUCUUGACGAAAAAAUCGCAUUGCUUUUUUCAUCUCAAAGAUCAUAAAGAUGCAUAGCCGAGACGUUAAAAUUGGUGGCUAGCUUCAGAUCAAAACUUUUAUUCAGACAGCCUCUUUUGCAUCGUUUCUUCAAAUAUUGGACACCGGGUACUUUUGAAAGACAUCCAGACACAAGCGCAUUUAGCAGACGAAAUUCUGCCAUCACUGUGUAUGCCAAACAUUUUAAAUAUUACCUCAAUAGAUUGGCGUCAUUGAAGACCAAUUUGGAAUCCGAUAAACUUGCCCGAUAGUAGUUAUCUUUAGUCAAGUUCGGUUAGAUCAAAGAGGAACCAAAUUUCGUCUGGUUUGUGGAGGGAACAGGUUUUGUUUCAAAAUGGAAUUAUCACUUAUUCUACGGACAUUGUGUAAUAUUUGUUGCAUCGCCCUUGUGGCUGCGAGGGGAACUAAGGUCUAUGUGCCAUUGGACAGAAAGACAGGACAAGGUUCAAGUGGAACAGUUCAACUUGUACAAAGGGGUACUUUAUCAAGAACUCCUACAAACGUUCCUGGGUCUAGGACGCAUUAUUUCCCAUCGGGACAAGCACCUAUUGUUGGACAACAAAGGCCAAGUAGGGUCGUACCGAGGCCUGUGGUUCAAAGACCUGUGGUUCAAAGACCUGUGGUUCAAAGACCUGUAGUGCAAAGACCAUAUGUCACGACGCAUAGGAUGCCAAUCGUUCAACAGGGUCCAGUCAGGACCCGGCCGAGUGCACAUAUUCCAAGUAGGACCCAGUCAAGAACUCCCGUCAGGACAUCACCGCUCGGUAGAUUUCCCUCAAGGACACAAGGGAACGCGCGACCGACGAUUCCUCGAAGGACACCAGUCCGGACACCAGUCAGAACCCCACCAAGGACACCUUCCAGGACUCCUGUCCGGACACCUGUCAGGACACCCUAUGUCUCUGGGACGCAGUUGUAUAGCCAGUCUAGGAUCCACAGCACGCAGCAAGUCUUGACCUCGAGGCAGCUCCAUGUUCAACACGGAGCCCUUCCGAAAACCCGCACCAACGGAGUUUGUAGGUACCAUGGAUACUACCCCAUUGCCUGUUGCACCGGCUGGAAAAGGAUAGUGAACCCCCUUAAACCUUGGACCUAUUCCUGCCAACCACUCUGUAAGAAAACAUGUAAGCAUGGAAAAUGUGUAUCUCCUGGUAAAUGCGAAUGCGAUACUGGAUACAGAGGAGAGUUCUGCGAUAAAGGUUUAUUGUGGUUGAAGGAUCGCUUCUCGUGGUUAUGGAUCUUCAUUGGUAUCGUCAUAGAACAAGAAUGCGAAUAUUAUUCCUCGGCUUAA
Messenger RNA from Strongylocentrotus purpuratus (purple sea urchin), 1787 nucleotides. RefSeq lists its product as uncharacterized. NCBI's taxonomy places the organism in Eukaryota, Metazoa, Echinodermata, Echinoidea, Camarodonta, Strongylocentrotidae. The record is from RefSeq and is a predicted model, not a curated record. The coding region runs from base 831 to 1787 and encodes 318 amino acids. The transcript has 4 exons.